This is a messenger RNA of Malus domestica (apple), 3023 nucleotides long. RefSeq names its product potassium channel KAT1-like. Gene Ontology annotation, biological process: transmembrane transport; potassium ion transport. NCBI's taxonomy places the organism in Eukaryota, Viridiplantae, Streptophyta, Magnoliopsida, Rosales, Rosaceae. Gene Ontology annotation, molecular function: protein binding; voltage-gated potassium channel activity. The record is from RefSeq and is a predicted model, not a curated record. Gene Ontology annotation, cellular component: membrane.
UCACGUGGUAGGAACAACCUCACCAAACUUUUCUCACAUUUCUAACAGUUUGAAAUGUAAAACCGAAAACCAAAAAUGCACCGAUGUCAUAACAUGCUUAAAAUCGCUCCUUGCUGAGCAUCCUCUUGGAGCACAACUUCACAUGUAUCAAUGAUGGAGCUCCCACCACCCCCACCUUUAUACAACAAGAACCACCAUUACCAUCUUCUCUGCUUCUCUCACUCACUCCAGAACAUAUCUGCAGCUGCAGCAGCAUUACACAAAUUAAGCUGCUCAUGUCUGCCACUUCCCCAACCCCCUCUCAACUUGUUCGUUUCGUGUUCACGUUUCUCUCUUCCAUCCUUUACCUCUCCUUUUGUUCCCUACUCCCUUUUCCAUCCGUAACUACCUGCACAACUUAAGCUUCCAGCAUAUUCGUUUAAAAGCAGAUAAGUCACAAGUAUGAACGGCGAAACUACCCGAAAAGCAACAAGGGAAGCUGCAGAGACAAGUGUCCUUACUAUUAUUAAUAACUCUUUUCUCACAAGACUUUUACCAACCUCAAAAAUCUUGUAGCUAGCUAGUUAGCGAAAACCCUUUUCUCGAACAAAGAAAAAAAUGACGUUUUCAUGCACGAAAAACUUCUUCCGGAGGUUCUGUAUUGAUGAAUACCAAAUGGACACUGUUGCUCAGAGCAGCUUCUUCUCUACUGAUCUUCUGCCUUCCCUUGGAGCCAGAAUCAACCAGUCUACUAAGCUCAGGAAAUACAUUAUAUCGCCAUAUAAUCCUCGUUACAGGGCUUGGGGGAUGCUACUUGUUCUUCUAGUCAUCUACUCAGCGUGGAUUUGCCCAUUUGAGUUUGCAUUUCUGCCUUACAAGCGGGAUGCUCUUUUCGUCAUUGACAACAUUGUCAACGGCUUCUUUGGCAUUGACAUCAUUCUCACUUUCUUUGUUGCCUAUCUCGACAGCCGCUCUUACCUUCUUGUUGACAAUCCAAAGCAAAUCGCAAUGAGGUACUUAUCAACCUGGUUUCUUUUCGACGUGUGUUCCACUGCACCAUUUCAGUCUAUUAGCCUCCUCUUGACAAAUCACGGCAGCGAACUUGAGUUUAAAGUACUCAAUAUGCUCCGCCUCUGGCGCCUCCGACGAGUCAGCUCCCUCUUUGCAAGACUGGAGAAGGACAUCCGAUUCAACUACUUCUGGAUUCGCUGCACGAAGCUCAUUUCUGUUACCCUUUUCGCAGUGCACUGCGCAGGAUGCUUCAACUAUCUGAUCGCAGAUCGGUAUCCUGACCCGAAAAGAACAUGGAUCGGCGCUGUGUACCCGGAUUUCAAACAAGAUAGUCUCUGGAACAGAUAUGUUACUUCAAUGUACUGGUCAAUCACAACGCUAACCACCACUGGCUAUGGAGAUCUGCAUGCUGAGAACCCUAGAGAGAUGCUGUUUGAUAUUUUCUACAUGCUCUUCAACUUGGGAUUGACAUCUUACCUCAUUGGAAACAUGACAAAUCUUGUAGUUCACUGGACCAGCAGAACCAGAAUCUUUAGGGACACAGUGAGAGCUGCAUCAGAAUUUGCAGCAAGAAACGACUUGCCCCCAACGAUUCAAGACCAGAUGUUGUCACACAUAUGCCUCAAGUUUAAGACAGAAGGACUGAAACAGCAAGAGACCUUAAAUGGUCUCCCGAAAGCCCUUCGUUCCAGCAUUGCCCAACAUCUCUUCUUCCCCGUCGUUCAAAGCAUCUACCUCUUUCAAGGAGUUUCUUAUGAUUUCCUCUUUCAAUUGGUUUCAGAAAUAGAUGCAGAGUAUUUUCCACCCAAGGAAGAUGUAAUUCUGCAAAACGAGGCUCCGACCGAUCUUUACAUACUGGUUUCCGGUGCAGCGGAUCUGGUGUCCAAUGUUGAUGGGCAAGCUCAAUUUAUACGAAAGGCAACUGCGGGGGAUACUUUGGGAGAAAUCGGAGUAUUAUGUCAUAGGCCACAGCCCUUCACCGUUCGGACAACCGAACUUUCCCAGAUAUUACGAAUCCGCAGAAGUUCACUCAUGACCACCAUAGAAGCAAAUAAGGACGACGAGCAAAUUAUCAUGAACAACAUUUUUCUGAAACUGAAGGAACAAGAAGGGUUGGGCUGUGAAUAUCCACAUACCGAAGGAUGCUGUUCUUGCGCUGGAUGCAAAGACAACUCACCUCAAGAAACAUCAAUGGAGGAAGCAAGGAACGACUUGUUUACAGGUUCAGAGGCUACAAAAAAGAGCGAAAUAGGCAGAUCUGAUAUUUCAACGAGAUGUGCAAUGGAUGUCAGCAUGAUGGCUGAGGAUGGCCAAACGGCUCUUCACACUGCUGUUCGUCAGGGACAUAUGGAAAUGGUCAAAAUUUUGGUUGAAGGAGGAGCAAAUGUAAACAAACCAGAUGCUAGAGGAUGGAAGCCGAAAGAUCUAGCACAACAGCAAGGAAACAAGAGCAUAACUGACCUUUUACGAAUAUAUGAGAAUAGGAGGAGAACAGAUGAACAUAGAAUAGAGUUUAUUGAACCGGAAACAUCUGAAAUAACCAGGAAUUGUAAAGGAAAUUCCAAAAGACAAGAGGGUGCCCAAUUUUCCCACUCUCACCAGAGAAAAGUACCCAUUAAGUCCUACCCGAGCAAUUCUAUCCCUGAUGGAGAACGGAUGAGAUCAAUCAACAGGAGAGUAACUAUCCACAUGCAUUUUCAAAAUGGAAGUGCAUCGGAGAGGCAGCCUGCGAAGUUAAUUAUCCUACCUGAUUCGAUGGAAGAGCUACUCAGAGUUGCCGGUGAGAAGUUCGGAGGAUACAAACCUACAAAAGUCGUUAAUGAAGAAAAUGCAGAAAUAGAUGACAUAAGUGUUGUUCGAGAUGGUGAUCACCUGUAUCUUCUUCACAACGACAAUAAUAAUAUGAAUUCUGAUGCGGCUUAAUAUCAUUCAAGUACAACUAUAUUGAUGUGAAGAUAACUUGUACCUUUUAGGCAAUGUAUGAUAAGAUAGGAACAUAAAUUUUGAUGUGACUACACCAGUUGAACAUUUUA